Messenger RNA from Closterium sp. NIES-67, 1011 nucleotides. NCBI's taxonomy places the organism in Eukaryota, Viridiplantae, Streptophyta, Zygnematophyceae, Desmidiales, Closteriaceae. The record is from the annotation of a GenBank genome assembly.
UGCUACCAUACCUUCACCUCGUGUCGAACCAAAAGCCCAGUCGCCAACAGCCUACUAGUACCCGCUGUUUCUCCCUGCCACAACCUCCCAUCAAGGAUUCACUUCCAUUCCGCUUCCCGCCAUUGCUCCAUCCUUUCUACGCCUCCGUUCUUCGUCUCCCGCUCUCAAAGCUUCCCUUCCUACGCACGACUGCUAUCAUCGAAAUCAUGGCGUUUGCGAGAUCAGCGCUGUCGCUCGUGUUUCUGAUGCUGCUGUCUGCGUCUGGUGCGCUCGGCAUCACGGUGGUGCCUGGCGUGUGCAAGCCGUCGACGCUCAGCAAGGAUUUCAAGAAGAUGGUCCAAUUAAGGCCCAAUGUGUUUUUCCACUGGAAGAUCGUCGGCGCGAACCUUGUGGGAGCCAUUGAAGCCAAGGCGGCGAGCAAGGUGAACACGGGGUGGAUCUCGCUCGGCUUCUCCAAGGCGGGCAAGAUGACUGGUUCGGACGCCAUCGUCGGCAACGCGGGGGGCGGCGUCCAGGCUUACCUCAUGAGCAGCAUCUCCAAGUCAGCGAUUAAGCCGUCGCCUAAUUUCAAGAUCACUGCCGCCACCGUCACUGCGACCGCUGCCUCGACUAUUGUCAAGUUCACCAGAACGGCGAAGGGCAACGUGGCUCUGAAUCUUGCAGGGAAGAACAUUCUCCUGUGGGCCACCUCCAAGGGCGGCAAUUCGAAGGUUUUCAACGACCAUACCCCCACCAACAGGGGAGCUGUCUCCAUCAACUUCGGCACGUGCAAGUAGUGGUUUGCCAUGCGAAUAUCUAAUGGCAGUGCCCUGCAGUCAGUGAUUGCAUGGCACGAGAGAAGCCACUUAUACAACGAUUCCAUCAUAGACUACUAGCAUGGCCUCAUCACCUGAUUCGCGAUGGUCUAGGACCGCAUGCCCCUACGAAAAUUCGUCGAAUUAAGAAGUGUUUGUCCAUUUACAAGAAAUAUCACGCUUCCUAUUCUUGUGUCGCAUUGUGAAACUAGAAUGC